UAGACCCGUCCCGAACUGCCGUACGACCGGGAUAUUUAUUAAUAGUGCUGUAUUACAGAGAUAAAGCAAUUUACAAGAUUACGUAAUAUAUGUGAAGCAUUUUGACAGAAAAUUGUUUCAUCAUAUCAACAUACGAGAGAAUAAAAAGCUUUAGGACUUUUUUUAAGAAAAUAAUUAAACCUUUGUGUUUUUUUUCUUAUGGAAUUCAGUUAAAAAUGGAUUUACUUUUAUUUGAUUAAAAUAAUAGUGACAAACGGUUAGUCUGUUUCAAUACGCUACUUUUAGAUGAAAAAGGUUACCAUGGAUCCAACAAUAGAGAAUCACCAAAUGAAUUUAUUUACAAGUGACGAUAAGGCAAACUUUUCCCGCUUGGGGGAUAACCGUUUGAGUCCGGGUAUUGAGACUAGGGACGUCGGAACGAGCUCAGAGUUCGGCUACAACAGUCAAAGGACCCCGCUUGCCUCCAAGCCACCAAUUUCGCAAAAUCAACCGCCGAUGAAAUCCAUGGAGACGAUGCUCUCUUCCGUGGCGCCUCCUGAGCAGCGUGACUUAUGGAACGGCAAGAUAGAGUUCAUUUUGUCUUGCGUAGGACAGUGUAUAGGACUUGGGAAUGUCACACGGUUUCCGUACCUUUGUUACAAGAAUGGCGGCGGGGCGUUUCUGAUCCCGUACCUACUGACGAUGUGCUUUGCCGGUAUCCCCAUGUACUUCAUGGAGCUCGCCCUCGGCCAGUGGCUCAGCAUCGGAGGAAUCGGAGUGUGGAAAAUAACACCGGCGUUUAAAGGCGUAGGUUACGCAGCCGCAGUGAUGGCAGCGUGGCUGAACAUAUUCUACAUCGUGAUCCUGGCCUGGGGCCUGUUCUACCUGUUUUCGAGCUUCCGGGCAGCGCUCCCUUGGGCCUCGUGCGAUAAUUGGUGGAACACCCAGACGUGCAUGUCCAACUAUGACCGAGAUCAUAUCCCCUUCCGAUGCACGAAUAAGACAUUUGUGUUUGAGGUGAACAAAACCGACUAUUCAAAUAUAUCGCUAAUGUAUGGAAAUGUAAGUGAGUUUUCCUGCAAGCAGUACUACGAUGGCACCAAGUACACAUCGCCUGUCCGUGAAUUCUGGGAACGUUACGUGCUGCAGAUUUCGUCCGGUAUAGACGAGCCGGGCGCUAUACGGUGGCAGCUCGCACUUUGUCUAGCGGCGGUCUGGAUCAUGUGCUACUUCUGUAUCUGGAAAGGAAUCAAAUGGACAGGAAAGGUCGUAUACGUGACCGCGGUGUUUCCCUACAUCCUAAUGUCAAUACUGCUUAUACGAGGUGUGACCCUCCCCGGGGCCAUGGACGGCAUCAAGUUCUACCUACUUCCAGACUUCGAGAAGAUCAAGAACUCAAGUGUAUGGAUCGACGCGGUCACUCAAAUCUUCUUCUCCUACGGGCUCGGCUUAGGUUCGCUGAUCGCACUUGGUAGCUACAACAAGUUCCACAACAACAUCUACAAAGAUGCUGUGUGUAUUUCAAUUCUGAAUAGCUGUACCAGCCUGUUUGCCGGGUUCGUUAUAUUCUCUGUCAUCGGAUUCAUGGCACGAGAACAAGGACUUCCGGUCAGCGAGGUUGCCGCUUCUGGUCCAGGACUGACCUUCCUGGCUUACCCGAGCGCAAUGGUGCAGCUGCCCAUCUCGCCCCUCUGGUCCGUUCUUUUCUUCCUCAUGCUCCUCAUGUUGGGACUAGACAGUCAGUUUGUGACAAUGGAGGGGUUCUUCACUGCUCUGAUUGAUGAGUUCCCGUCCCUGUUCUCCAAGAGGCGCGAGAUCUUUAUCGGUGUCGUCUGCUUCAUGUCUUAUAUCGUGGGGCUGUCCUGCGUCACUGAGGGUGGUAUGUACAUGUACCAGCUGUUUGACUUUUACGCGGCCAGCGGCCUCUGUCUUCUCCUCCUCAUCUUCUUUGAGUGCAUCGCUGUCGCUUGGGGCUACGGUAUAAACCGUUUCUAUGAAAACCUCCAUUCGAUGUUGGGUUAUUACCCAAGCGCAUUCUGGAAGUUCACGUGGGUGAUCGGCACACCAGGAAUUACUAUGGGCGUGUUUCUUUUCUACACGGUCAAGUUUGAGCCUGUGACCUACCUCAGCUACAAGUACCCGGGCUGGGCUCAUGGCAUCGGUGUUAUGAUGGCGCUGUCCUCGGUCGGGCUCAUACCUAUCUACAUGGUGUACAUCUUUCUAAAGACGCCUGGAACAUAUACUGAGCGGUGCAAGACCAUCUUCCGGCCCGAUAUCAAACUACCGGGGGAGCGACCAGACGCACCUCCGCCGUACUCUGAGGUUACUAUGCACGUGCUUAGAGACGCGGCCGUCUAGAUUGAAGGCGACGCGGUAUUGAGGUGAUUGUGAGUUGUGGGGAUUCUUCAGAUGAAACAGCUUGAUAGCUUGCAGUUUUUUGUUUGCUAUGCGGCUCGGACAAAGGGUGUGUUGUUGAACCAAGGCCGUGAACAUUUGACAGUAAUGGGAACGAGAGUGCGCAAAUUAGGACACACGUUGUGUUUUUAGAGCAAGAACGGGAUAUCAAGAAAAAUAACUUUUCAUAUAGUUUAUCCUUAAACAAAUAUGUUGUGUGUAUAUAGCGGAAAAGAUGCAUGUACAGUAGUCUUAAACUUAAGAAUAUGGCUUCAAUUUCUCGAAAUAUCUCCUGUAACAUGACUAAGCUAAGGUCACUACGUUUUUAUAUUUUGAUUUCGUUCUAAUAUUUAUUUUUACAAUCUUUGUAUUCGGACUUUGAUAUUGAAUAAUCGUAUGAUUAACACGAUAAGCCAAUCUGUAUUUGGUCAAAUGAAAUAAGCUUGUUAUCUUAAGAAGUUUCGAGACUUUGUGUUAUACGAUCUAACUAUUAUGUUGUUACUCAUAGACUUGUAGUGUAUUCAAAAAGAAAUAUUUGCAAUUGGAGUUAAAACAUAGUAAUAAAAUAUAU
Molecule: messenger RNA, 2944 nt
Organism: Mya arenaria
Lineage: Eukaryota; Metazoa; Mollusca; Bivalvia; Myida; Myidae
Product: sodium- and chloride-dependent GABA transporter 1-like
Exons: 14
Coding region: 286-2337 (683 amino acids)
Biological process (GO): sodium ion transmembrane transport
Cellular component (GO): membrane
Source: RefSeq, a predicted model, not a curated record